This is a messenger RNA of Somion occarium, 1914 nucleotides long. The record is from the annotation of a GenBank genome assembly. NCBI's taxonomy places the organism in Eukaryota, Fungi, Basidiomycota, Agaricomycetes, Polyporales, Cerrenaceae.
GUUCUACGAGCCCUUAUCCUCCUGUUGAGUAUGUGACACGGCUAUCUUGGCAUAUUAUCGUUGAUAUUGUGGAUUGUCCAUGAAUAGCACGCUCCAGAUGACUGCACAAUAUAAGCCGGUCCUCACCAGUGGGUAAUCUUGUGUCUCUCACAAGAUCCCAAGAACGCUCUAUUCGCCUCACAAUGUCUUCUAUCACCGACAAGAAGUCUAUUGAUGCUCGCGAGGACAAGAAGAGUUCCGCUUCUAGGGAUGAGGAGAAACAUGUCUUUGAGACUGAUGCAGUAUCCAUCGUUGAUUCGUCGGACGGAGAUGAAGCCCUCAAACUCGUAGGCCGGGAGCGUGAGGCUCAGUUUAGCGAGGAGUAUAACAAGAAGCUGCGUCGGAAAUUGGACUUUCUCAUUCCGCCAAUCUGUGCUGCGGUUUAUUUCACGCAGUUUCUCGACAAGACCUCGUUGAAUUAUGCAAGCAUCAUGGGUUUGCCGAUCACUGGCCAGCAUUAUAACCUAGUGUCUCUUGCAUUCUAUCUCGGUUUCCUCGUGUGGGAGUUCCCCACAGUGUACAUCUCGCAGAAACUCCGCAUUGCCAAAUAUCUGGGAGCAAAUAUUGUCGUCUGGGGAAUCGUUCUGAUGUUGCACGCGUCGACGACUUCCUUCGGGGGAUUCUUCGCUCUUCGUUUCUUGCUAGGAAUGUGCGAGAGUUGUGUCGCUCCCAUCUUGAUCUUGAUCAUUUCCAUGUUUUACAAGAAAGACGAGCAGGGAACGAGAAUCUCUUGGUUCUAUGUUAUGAAUGGCCUCACGCAGGUCUUCGGUGGCUUCGUCGCCUACGGCAUUUCCUUCUACAGCGGAAAGAAUAUCACGCCCUACAAGAUACUCUAUCUACUUUUCGGCGGUCUUGCUAUCCUCGUGGGGCUCUGCGUUCUUGUCUGGCUGCCAGACUCACCCAUACACGCACACAUGCUCACGAAGGAAGAACGUAUCGCGGUUUUGGAACGUGUUCGUGACGAUCAAGGAGGAAUGGAGAACAAAAAAUGGAAGAAGGACCAGAUUAUAGAAGCUCUCACCGAUAUACGAACAUGGCUCAUUGUCUUAACGACUUUGCUGACGAGCAUCCCUAAUGGCGCUCUCAGCAACUUCAGCAACAUCAUUAUCAAGAACUUUGGCUAUACUUCGAAGCAAACCCUGAUUCUAGCUACGCCCGGCGGCCUGAUUGCUUCGAUCACAGUACUGCUCUGUGGUUGGUACUCUGACAGGAAGAAUGAACGCAUGUUGCCCAUUGUCAUGUGUUUGAUACCCACAAUCAUCGGUUCCGCAAUGCUCGUUGGGUUGAAUGACUCGGGAAAGAAGGGUGCUCUGUUGUUUGCAUCGUACAUCAUCGGCACAUUCGGAAGUGCAUUGUCCACAAUAUACGCCUAUAAUGCCAGCAAUACCAGUGGGCAUACCAAGAAGAACACUAUCAACGCCAUUACGCUGGCAUCCUUCAGUUUAGGCAAUAUCAUUGGCACGGAGAUCUUCCUGCCUAAAGAUGCUCCAUCAUACAUUCCGGGCAAGAUUGCGAUACUCGUCCUUCUGACUGUACAACUAUUUGUGUCGUUCCUGCUUCGGUGGAUUAACCUGCGCCUCAACAAGAAGAAGCAAGCUAAGCUGGCUGAAGAAAAAGCCCGGAGAGGCUGGACGGACGUUGACGUUCAAAAGGAACGCGAAAGACACGCUUUCCUUGAUCUCACAGACAAACAGAACAUGUUCUUUAUCUAUACUGCUUGACGGAGGCUUCCGUCGACUGGUAGCGGGUAAUCCGAUGUCUUCUGUUAGACGAUGUACCGUUGUAGUCUAUCAUUAUAAUCAGCUACAUCAAUGCCCGCGACGUUUGUACAUCUGAUGUCAUGAAGGGUAUCGUCAACAAAUCGUGACUUGAGCU